GAAGUCUUGGCGCCUUUCCUUCUCACAGCUUCUCGCAGACUGUUACAGGAAGAGCCGCUUCUUCCUGCUUCCCAGACUGCCCGGCGGCUCCGGUUGCCGGGGAACGCAGGCGCCUUGGGAAAGGAUGGCGGGAGGCUACGGCUUAGGUACUGGAGCGGGAGUUCAGUUGGUGAAGAAGAGCUCUGGCUCGUCAUGAAACAACGAAAAGGCCAGGGGCCUGUAGUCGUCCGUGGCCGCAAGAAAAGAGGUUUGAGUGACAUUUCUCCAUCUACAAGCCUACCACCACUGGUUGAAGGCCAGCUACGCUGCUUUCUGAAACUUACUGUCAAUAAGGUCAUAUGGAAGAUUGCAAAGCCUCCCACUUGUGUACUUGUCCGAGUGAGAUGGUGGGGAGAAACAUCAGAUGGAACCCUAUUUUGUCCUAGGGACACAUUGCAGACUGAACCAAAAGCUGUGAGAACGACUACACGUUAUGCUGUUCGCUGUGGUCCAAAGCAGUUUACCUCUUAUCUAACUGAUAUGGCUGUGCUGGUGCUGGAAGUAAUCACCAAACUUGAUCAUCUUCCAAUUGGUAGAGUUCAGAUCAGUGGACUGGCCCAGCUUUCUCCAACCCAUCACAUCAAUGGAUUUUUUACCAUUGUUUCACCAACAUCCAAGAAACUUGGAGAACUCCAGGUCUCACUUGCCCUGGAGCCUCUGUCAGAAACUUAUGACAGCUACAAUCCUCUUCCUACUACCGAUGUGAAAGAAAAUGUGCUUUUAUCUGAGCAGGAAUUCAGAGAAUAUACUGAACCCAGCAGUACCCAGUUUCUGGUUCCAUCAAGGCCCCAUAGGAUGCCUACCACCAAAAUUGAUGGAAAAGAGUUAGCAGCUAACAGUAGUAGAUCAACCACUCCAAGGGGAAAGGACCACUUGUACUUUGCAGAAAACUCAGAUACAAUAAAGGACUCUUUCUUUGGACUACAACACCAUCUUAAUUCAGGACAGAGUUUAGAGUCUAUGACUCUGAAAGGCAAGACCCCACGGAAGCAGAUGUCCCUUCUUAACAGUUCUGAAUUCCAGCCUCAAAUUAGGACAGUGGCCAAGAGUCACAGCGAUUCAUGCAUUCUUUCUUCAAACAACCCCCCUACCAAGGACCUUCUUUCAGCUCUGUUAGAACAAGGCAAUAAACUGCGUAAUGCCAUGGUGAUUUCUACAAUGAAAUCAAGCCCAGAUACUAGCAUGUUGUUGGAUGAGGUUCAUCCUCCUAUGAAGGAAGAUUUUCUUAAAGCCUCAACACAAAUCAAAGCCUUGUCUAGGAACCAGUUUAAAGACCACAUAGAAGAUCACCUCCUCCCUCCAACUGAGAAUACAUUUUGGAAACAUGACACAAAAGAUGAUACCAGAGCUAUACAGUUGCUAUUGGGCAGUGCUGAAUUAUCCCAAGGUCAGUACUGGAAUGGGCUAGGCUCUCCUCCAGAUUCCCCAUCUCCUGGGAGUGAUGUGUAUUGUAGCAGUGAGCUGAAUGAUCCUCAGUAUGACCAGAGUCUCCUGGAGAGCUUAUUUUACACGGCACCUAAAUCUGAUAGCAGCAUCAGUGAUUUCUUCAGUGAAGAUGAUACUGUCCCUUCUAAAAAAAUGAACAAGUCAAAAGCUCUUGCCAAAUCUCCUAAGGUUGUGGAGUCAAAUGAUCUUAAGUUGAAGAAAAGGGCAGCGGGCAAGAAAAAUAGAAAUUUGGUUGAACAACAAAUGAUACCAGAAACUCCUGAAGAUACCCAAGUGAUGACACUAAGUGUGGAUAAAUUGGCCCUUUUGGGUAGAACACAUUCAGUCAGAAUCAUCAUUGAAACAAUGGGAGUUCCUCCAGAUAGUCCUCAGAUGACCUCUGGACAAAAAAGUUUUUCUGGCAGACCACCUAAGCUGACAGCAACAAAAAAGCGCACCUUCUUCGUGGAAUAUCACUUUCCUGUGGGCUUUUCUAAAGGUGGAUUGGGAAAGACAGCUUUGAUCACCGAGGUUGUUCGACUCGCCUCCAGUAAAAUUACAGAUGGAAUGGUGAACUUCCAGCAGCGAUUUGUGUUUCCAGUACAGUUUGGUGGCCCAAUGAUAGAACACUGGUGGAAUUCCAACCUCACUUUCCAAAUUUACACAAAGAAAACCCCACAGAAAAAGCCAGAAGUCAUUGGAUCUGCCUCACUGCCUUUACGAACUGUCAUUCAGUCUGAGUUGCUUUCUUUCAGUAACCAGCUUCCAGUGCAACAGGAGAAUGGUCAGACUCCACUGGGCCCCCUUAAGGUAACUGUAGAGCUUAUUAUAGAUAACAAGGAUUUCACUGGUGUGAAUACUAAAUUAAGUAGCAGCACCCAACAUAGCCCAUGUGCUCUUGCAAGUCCAGAUAAGACACUAUCAGAAUCUGGUCAAUAUGUUACCUGUACCAAAAAUCCAGAGAACCUAAAUCAAAUUCAAAAAGAAGCUGCAAAGAAAGUGCAAAAUUUGGUGCUCCCCAGCCCAAAGUCACCAAGUCCUGUUGCACCAAAUCCUUCAACCUUCAUGGCUGUGCCAGCCUCUCACGAUUUAGCAAAUCAGACAAAUGGGUCAACAAAAGAGACUGCUUUGCUGUUGCAUGUGCUCUUGAUGGUGCCAGAUGGGAAAGAUUUCAUUACUGGAGAAUCUGACAAACAACCACCGUGCAAUAUUUAUUUAAAUUGCAAACUUUUCAGCACAGAGGAAGUCACCAGAUCUGUCAUCGCAUGGGGCACAACACAACCAGUCUUUAACUUUUUUCAGGUGAUUCCUGUCUCUCUGUCUUCCAAAUACCUGGAAAGGCUGAAGGACAAUGUGAUGGUAAUUGAAACAUGGAACAAGUUGCGGAGCCCAGGACAGGACAAGUUGCAGGACAAGUUGCUCGGGCUGGUGAAACUCCCCCUCCAUCAGUUUUACAUGUCAUUCAAAGAUCCCAGAAUUUCUCGCCUGCUGCUUGAUGCUCAGUACCCAGUUGUUGCUGUUGACAGCUACAUGCCUGUGAUUGAUGUGUUCUCAGGCCACCAAAACGGGAGUCUUCGCGUCUUCUUAGCCAUGGGUUCUUCAGAUCAGAUAAUGGCACUACAAAGAUUAAAGAACGAAGAAGGAACACUUCCUCCCUUCAGCCCUAGGCCAGCCCAUUUUCUGGAUCAGCCAUUUAUAGCAUCUGUUAAUAUGGCAGAGGACCAAAGAAAUGGAUUGAUGGAGCAUCACUUUGAGCUCCAUGUAGAGAAAGUUAAAGGGCUAGCCCCUCUUCAGGCAACAGUCUGGGGAGAAGCAGAUUGUUAUGUCCAAUACUACUUUCCAGUUCAAGACUCCCAAUCCAGUGUGCUAAAAGGACCUGAGUUCCCUGAAAAUGGUAGGUUUGGGAGGGCUCUGGCCGAGCAGGAACCCGCUCUACAGUUCAGUGCCACAGUCGGGGUCAAUGCCUUUGUCACCACUCAUCUCUCCUUCCUGCCCAAAGGAGAACAGCGCCGAACCCGCCCUAUAGCCUGUUCCUUCUGUCCUGAGUUCUCCCACCACGUUGAGUUUCCAUGUAACUUGGUGACUCAGCACUGCAGUGGAGAGGCCUGUUUCCUGGCAGAACUGUUGGAAUUUGCAGAGGUCACUUUUGCUAUUUAUCAUGAAGAUACCAAGUCAGGCAGUGAUAUAACCAGUAUUCAGUCAUUCAGAGAUUAUCUGCUUGGAGUAGUAAAGGUUCCAACAAAAGAGCUGCUGGUCAAGAGAUCUGGGAUCACAGGAUGGUAUCCUAUCAUUUUGCCAGAGGAUGGGACCCUGCCUCACGGUUUGGAGCUCAUGCAGAAGAUCGUGGGUGGCCUGGAACUUUCAGUUUCCUUCACGCAUCCUGGAGAUAGAGAGCGGGUGUUGGAAGCUGCUGAGCUAUUGGGCUGGAGCUUUGAGAAUAAUCUGAAGAAUCUUGUCAAGAUGAAUGAAGAGGAACCAGCCACUGUCACCAUAUCCACCCCAAGGCUCUGGUUGCCCAUCCAUUGUGUGCUUCUGGCCGGCCAGAACCACAUUCAUAAGAACACAUACUGCUACCUCCGCUACAAACUGUAUGAUCAUGAGGCCUUCUGGACCCCUCUUAAGAAGCCUAAGGAAUCUACAAACCAAAAACAGGUCAUGGUUACUUUCAAGGCAUCCAAAAGAGCAGAAGUCACUAGGGGCCCGUCACUGCUUUGGUAUUUCAGGGAGGAGAGGUUAGAGAUCCAAGUGUGGCGGGCUUAUGGCAAUGACAGUGUGGAGAGGCCCCACCAGAUGGACAGUUGGAUUGGCUCAGCCUAUGUGGACCUGGCCAGACUUGGGGAGAGGUCAGCAAGGACAUUAACUGUCAGUGGUGUGUAUCCUCUAUUUGGACGAAAUGCUUCCAACCUCUCAGGAGCUGCUUUGCGAGUUCAUGUGGUUCUUUCCUCUCCUUCCCCAUACCCUGGGCCCGCUCCUGAGAUGGAUUCUGUGGACUGCAGCAGCCACAGUGAGUCUGAGCAGUUCCCCAGAAGGAAUGAUGAGAUUCAGCUCUCUCCAUCACCUGGCCACCGGAAGUCUCCUGCGUCCACCCAGGUCCCCUGCAAAAACACCACAAGGGAAAUCUGCCCAGCUGAGGAGGGCCCUGCCAAGUUGGAUGGAACUUUUGCAGUCAGUAUCCUGGUAGAAAGAGCGAUGCAUUUGAGCUUAAAAGGGAGUCCCUUGACCGAGCGGAAAGUGUUGACACCCAGUUGUUGUGUAUCCUUUGCAACGGCUGAUGAUGCAUCUCCUAUCUACACCCAAGUGGUUGAAAACACAGAUUCCCCCAUCUGGAAUUUUCAACAGCAGUCAAGGCUAUCAAAAGAGCUUCUUUUGGACCCUCAACAAACUCUGGUCUUCAAAGUUUGGCAUAAAGGAGAUGAAGAGAGGGUGAUUGGCUUUGCCUCGGUGGACCUCUCCCCACUUCUUUCUGGCUUCCAGUUUGUCUGUGGAUGGUACAACAUCACAGACUUCAGUGGAGAGUGCCAGGGGCAGAUAAAAGUUGCUAUCUCCCCUCUGGAGAGUUUGAUGCACUUCAAAGAAGAAAGACAAUCAAGACGUGGGGUGGAGACCCCAGGAUCCCUGAUCCCAAUAUAUAGCCCCUUUUCCUUCCCUGCCUCUGAUAUGUGUACUGCAUUCCCCAGCUGCAUUGCAAGAUGGACCCCAGAACAACUUGCUCACACCUCAUCAAAGGAACUUGAUUUCUCCUCCCCUGAGAGAAGUGGUACCGCAAGAAGUCAGGCAUCACGCCAUGAAGAGCAUGUGCAGAAUAUCCGCCGGUUUCAUGAAUCCCUGCAGCAGGGAGAGGCAGUUUUGCCACGUGAUGACAAACUGACCACAUUGCCUUUGUCCUCCCGUACUUCCAUUCUGACUUCUCUCAGGAGGAAUCUGAAUGAGCUAGAUCAGAUCCAGCAGUACUUCAGUCAGAAGCUCACCAAGCCUUUACUUCCCCUCAGUGCUCAGACUCAUACCAUCUUGCAGUGUCCGGAGAGCCACAGGGACCAUCGUGGGCCCGGAGACAGCAGCCUAGACCCAGAGAGCCAGUGCAUCCUGGAGAAAUCCAAUAACCUGGUGUUGCAAGUCAGCUCCUUAAUCACGGAUCUGCAGACCAUCACCAAGAAUUCUCAAGCAUCUUUGAGUUCUCACCGAGCCCGGAGUAGAAGCGGAGACGUUCCCACCCUACCAGAUGCUCAGGACACAGUGGCCAUGCAGGAACGAAGCACAACUCCAGACCUGCCAUUGGCAAGAGCUCCGGAUGAGGGCAGAAACCACCUAACUCCCCCUACUCUUGAAGAGACUUCAAGCGGAAGAGGAAUGCUCCGUGAGUCCCUGGGGCACACAGUACCCAUUACAAGGAUGCAGAGCAGUGAGGAAACUGAGGCAGGCCCAGCCUACAGUGAUGAGGACUAUGAAGAAGACCUCAUUGAGCCCAGGACACUCAAUGACAUCACCACCGUGACAGACAAAACUAGCCCUUGGUCCAGUUUCAUGUCAGACGCAAGUGAGAUCAUCAGCCUUCAGCCCGAUGAGGUGCAUAAGGAAGGCCCUUCUUGUCCUUCUUCAAAGCGUUUCCCCAGAGAGGAGCUCAAGGGCAAAAGUAGCCCUCUGCCCGGCCCAGGAAGGGCGGUCCACCCCCACCUGCUUAGGCAGGGUUCUCCUAGCCAAAGUCUUACUGCUUGUGAGGCUGAAGCCUCUCAUGCCAGGGAUGGAGAGCCUGCUUCAGCAGACCGUCAACUCGUCUCACAAGUGACACUCUCAGGAGCCCAACAGAGCAGCACUUCUGUUGGAUUGAGCUCACCAAGAGCAGAUCAGGACCAGGAGCCCAAGCCAGAGGCCCAGACUGAGCAUGAGGCUGCCUCCAGUGAACUAAGUGAUUCUGCUGAUAGCUUCGAGAAAUUCCCUCUCCACCUAGCCUCCCAGAGCAGGAAGGAAAGCCAUCGGGCGCUACCCAUCAGCUGCCCUGACAUCAGGCAGAAGCAGGCAACAUCUGGAUCAGAGGUGUCCACAAGGCAGAGCCUCCUGCCGGAGCCCAUUGUGGUGCCCAACUUCUUUUUGCCUCCCCAGCAGUUGGAGGCCUCCCUGCGGAUGCUGUCAUUCUCUGCAGCUUUGCCACCACCAGCCACAACAGACCAGGACAAGAGUGAGGCCUCCAGCAGAGCCUUGUCCAGAAGGCCUUCUCGUCCCAGACCUAACUCGCUGCCUUCCAACUUGCCUGAGGAAGAAACUCGCAGGAUUGCACGGAUAUUUUCUUCCCAAUACUCCCAGAAAGACUAAUACAGACUGAAAGACAAAGGGAAGGAUCCACCUGCCCACCCUCCUUUGGCCUUGUCCAGCUUGCAUGAGGCACAAGGUCUGCUUCCUUCAAGGCCGUGAGAGCCCUGAAACCACCACCAGCCUAGUCCAUGGGUGCCUUGAGACCCAUCCAGCGCAGCCUGGAGGAACGUCCCAAAGCAGUCCAAAUUCCACCUGCUAGGAUUUCAACUUCUUCCUUCUAAACAAAAUGGAUUCCAGUACCCAAGUGGAACCACCCAUCUUUUGACCAAGGGACCCAAGCAGGCAUCUCUCAGCUGAGAAACUCCUUCCAGUGUCCUUGAUAGCCUUCUGCUGACAUGAGCCCACCUUCUGCCUGAAUAUCACGGGCCAUUUUUGCCUUAAAGUUUGGGUGAGGUAGAGGAGGGGGUGGAGAUUGUGUGUGUUGCGCAUAGCGGAGGAAACCUAGGGCCACCUUCAAUUGAUUUGCUUAGAGAUAAGGGUAUUUUAUAGAUAUAAAUUAUUUUUAUGCUGUGUUGAAUUAAUCAAUAGAAAAGGAGGGGGAAAAUCACCUCCUUCAGACUUUUUAUCUGAUUAUCUGAGAUUCUAACCAUGCUUUUAACUUACUGUUUUUACCCAGCUCUGAAGGUCAUUGUUCCUGCCUGUGUUUGAAUAAAAUCAUAUUGGUACUGGUA
Leptonychotes weddellii (Weddell seal) is the source of this 7442-nucleotide messenger RNA. The record is from RefSeq and is a predicted model, not a curated record. NCBI's taxonomy places the organism in Eukaryota, Metazoa, Chordata, Mammalia, Carnivora, Phocidae.